This is a messenger RNA of Monodelphis domestica (gray short-tailed opossum), 2146 nucleotides long. RefSeq names its product sialic acid-binding Ig-like lectin 14. Gene Ontology annotation, biological process: cell adhesion. Gene Ontology annotation, cellular component: plasma membrane. NCBI's taxonomy places the organism in Eukaryota, Metazoa, Chordata, Mammalia, Didelphimorphia, Didelphidae. Gene Ontology annotation, molecular function: sialic acid binding. The record is from RefSeq and is a predicted model, not a curated record.
UCUCUUAUGUUUCUGGUUAGUUUUCAUACAAGCAGCUUCUUUGACCCUCUCCAGAUCAGGCAGACAGAUAUUAUUACAGAUGCUGGGGCUGAAGGAGCCCCCAGGAUGGAGCCUGGAUCCCUCUUCUAAUUUUGCCUCUUUGGGGAUGCUGGUAUUCCGACUCCUGCUGCCCAUCGUCUAUGGGGAAAAGGCAGAAUUCAGUCUGAAGGUUCUGGAAAAUGUGACAGUUCAAGAGAACCUGUGUGUCCAAAUUCCCUGUACCUUCUCCUACGGAAGAAAGAAUGCCUCCCAAGGUCAGAUCUUUCUCUUUUGGCACUUGGAUGGAAAAAACAAGACCGUGGCUACCAAUAAGCCCAAUGUGACCAUACCUGCAAAAUUUCAAGGCCGCUUCAGCAUUAUCGGGAACCCGCAGAACUAUAACUGCUCUCUGUUCAUCAUGAAUGCUCAGAAGACAGACAAAGGAAAAUACUCCCUCAAGGUGAAGAAAGGGAAAUUAAUACAUGACUUUGGAAAUAAAGUGUCUGUCAAGGUGUUGGAAAUGACACAGAAGCCAGAAAUCCAAAUUCCAGAGACCCUGGACUCUGGGCACCCAGUGACCCUGACCUGCAAGAUGCCAGGGGCCUGUGAGGGAGAGAAUUCCCCCACCUUUCUCUGGACAGGGUCUGCCCUCUCCUCCUUGAGUCCUGGCACCAGGACCCAUGCCUCCUCAGAGUUGACCUUCACUCCCAGACCCCAGGACCAUGGCACCAACCUCACUUGUCAAGUAACCUUUAAGGAACCGUAUGUGAGCUCAGAGGAGACUGUCCAACUCAGGGUCACCUAUCCUCCCAAGGAGAUAACCAUUCAGGUUUUCCAUGGAAACUGGACAGGAGCCCCAGGAAAUGCACUGUAUCUGCCAAUCUUGGAGGGUGAGUCCCUGAGCCUUAGCUGUGCUGCUGAUAGUAACCCAGCCACCUCUCUGAAGUGGACCAAAGGAAGGCAGACUCUGAACUCCUCCCAGCCUUCAUCUGCUGGGGUUGUGGCCCUGCAACUUCAUCAGGUGGGGCCAAGGGACUCUGGAGAGUACAUUUGCCAAACCCAGGACCCACUGGGGUCCCAGAAGGCCUCCCUGAUGCUCUCCGUGCAAUACCCCCCAAAGCUUCUCAGCUCCUCUUGCUCCUGGACCGAGGAGGGCUUGCUCUGUAACUGCUCUGUCCAGGCAGAGCCAGCCCCCUCCCUGCUCUGGUGGUUGGGAGAGAAGAUCAUGCAAGGAAACAACAGCGACACCCUCUGGAAAGUAUCUACCACCUCUGGGGUCUGGAUUAACAGCAGCCUGAACUUGAAGGAAAAGCUGGAUCCUGCCCUAAGCCUCCGUUGUGAAGGGAGGAACCGUCAUGGGACCCAUAGCCUCAGCAUCCUACUCCUGCCAGACAGAACUUCUCCAGACACUGAAUUGAACAUGAAGCCUCUGAUCAUGGGAGCUGCCUGUGGGGCUUGUGUCACUGGCCUCUUGGCUCUUGGUGUCAUCAUUGUGGUGAAGACUCUUAAGAAGAAGUCAGCAGAGAUGAGGACCAACACGUCUAGGGCUGAAGCCAAUGUGGGUGAUAGGCACCCUUCCUCAGAGGCCAUCCCCCUAGAUCCAAAUAGGAUGUUAAGGUCCUCACCUUGUGACACAGUGAAAUCUACCUCUGAAGAAGAACCGCAGUUGCAUUAUGCCUGCCUGAACUUCCAGAGGCUGAGACCCCAAGAGCCCCAGGAGUCUGCAUAUACUGGCACUGAAUAUGCUGAACUCAAGUUUCAAAAACAGCCUUUGUGAGGAAGAAAAUGGGACAAGAACAAGAUGUGUGUUGUUUAUGACCAAAAGAAAAGGCCUGGGAGAAGCCAGGUAGCAGAGUGGGAUAGGAUGCCAGGCCUGGAGUUAAGAGUUCCUGGCUCCAGACAAUUUCCUAGCUAUGUAACCCUGGACAUUUAGUCCAAAGUCAUUUAACUCCAAUUGCCUAGCCCUUGCCAGCUCUUCUGUCUUAGAAUUGAUAAUGACAAGAGAAAGAAGAAAGGAAGAAAGGAAGAAAGAAAGAAAGGAAAGGAAGAAAGAAAGAAAGAAAGAAAGAAAGAAAGAAAGAAAGAAAAGAAAGAAAGAAAGAAAGAAAGAAAGAAAGAAAGAAGAAAG